Molecule: messenger RNA, 1285 nt
Organism: Momordica charantia (bitter melon)
Lineage: Eukaryota; Viridiplantae; Streptophyta; Magnoliopsida; Cucurbitales; Cucurbitaceae
Gene: PDV2
Product: plastid division2
Biological process (GO): chloroplast fission
Source: RefSeq, a predicted model, not a curated record
AAAGGGAUUUAUUUGGCGGAUUUGAAGUUAAAUGGAAGUGAUGGAUGGGUUCUUCAUAGAUUUCAAUUUUACUUUUCGCAAGAAACAAACUUUGUAUGUUUCAGAUUUGGGUUCAGCAAUAAGUUGAUAUCUUCGCAGAGAGCGCACCAGAAUCACUUAUAAUCUCUCUACUUCGCCACCAGAAACUACUUUUUUUGGCGCCUUCUGAUUCCAAGUCAAGUGCUUUUCAAAACCCCAUUUCCCCUUUCUUCUUCUUCUUCUUCUUCCGGCCUCAAAACCCUAGCAAGCCCCCCAUGGAAGAAGACGGCAUCCACUUGGUCCUCGGCAGAGCCACGGAGCUCCGGUUGAAGAUCAGCAACUGCAUUCACAAGGCAAGCAGUACCACCGCCGCUUCUCACCCGGAGGACGGUGCUUCCGGCGACGCCGAGGAUGACGACGAAGUGGAGCGGCUUUUGAAUAUCUGCGAUGCCCUAGAGUCCUUGGAGACACAGCUCUCUUCGUUGCAGGAUUUGCAACAACAACAACGAUAUGAACGAGAAGCUGCCCUCAGCGAGAUUGAACACAGUCGCAAGAUGCUACUCGACAAGCUCAAGGAGUACAAAGGGGAGCAUUUGGAAGUGAUAAACGAAGCUUCUGCAUUUGCUGGGGAGGCAGUAGAGCACAACCAUGACCUCAUGCUUCCUCCAUAUCCAAGCCGACCUCCGUAUUCUCUUCACCCAAACAAUGGCCAUGUGCUACCGUCCUUGUCUGCUCGUAAAUCUGUUCGUAAUGGCGUAACCUUGAGCUACGUGACAAACAAUGCCAAAAAGGAAUCAAGUGAGUCAUUGACUGCCAGCAAACAAGCGAGCACGAGAAACUCGAGGAAUGGAUUAGGUUCACUCAUAGCUGUAGCAGCCAAGGCAGUGUUUACCAUUGUUGGUGUUGUGUCUAUAUUGAGCAUGUCUGGUUUUGGGCAACGGAUUGCAGCAAAGAGAGGUAGUACUCGUUUGAAGGUAUCCGGUGUGUUCGAACAGCCAUCAACCGGAGAAGAAGAGAGACCGAGAAUUCAAUGCCCGCCCGGGAAAAUCCUGGUAGUGGAAGACGGGGAGGUGCGAUGCCUAGUGAAAGAGAGAGUCGAAGUUCCAUUUUCUUCUGCUGUGGCAAAACCAGAUGUGAACUAUGGAUGUGGUUAAUGCCAUUUUCCAAUUCUUCCCUCUUCCUUUUAAAAAGGUAACACUUCUAUUCUAUCUUCAGAGAAGCUUGAGCCUUCAGUUUGUAAAGUUAAGCAUUUUGCUUUUACAUUUGU